Limulus polyphemus (Atlantic horseshoe crab) is the source of this 1847-nucleotide messenger RNA. Its product is annotated as leucine-rich repeat-containing protein let-4-like. Lineage: Eukaryota; Metazoa; Arthropoda; Merostomata; Xiphosura; Limulidae. The record is from RefSeq and is a predicted model, not a curated record. Gene Ontology annotation, molecular function: protein binding. Bases 119 to 1606 code for a protein of 495 amino acids. Gene Ontology annotation, cellular component: plasma membrane. The transcript has 5 exons.
UCUCGUUUCGUUCCAUACAACAGCAACUAGAUGGUGAAGUUUGUCAGUGUUCACUAAGUUCUGGUCUCGUAGGAACAGCAGAACAACUUAGCUGCGUCAGCCACGUAGAGGUUUGGUCAUGUUCUCGAACAAAAAUGGAACGAUAAGAAACUGUUGCUAUUAUUUUCAUCUGGCUGUGAUGACAGUCGUGAUGUUAACUCACCUACCGGUCAAAGGUCAACACGGCUGUCCUAAUCGGGUGUUGAUACGUCCGUGCACUUGUAGUGAGAAACUCGUGGGACUGGAUGUCACGUGCAAAGGGACGAACGUUCAUCAGCUCCGUGAAGCUAUUGGUAAUGUUCAACAAACACGUCAAACUGUGCGGUACCUAAAGUUCACAAAUAACCACCUUCCAAAGCUACCGGCGUUACUUCUAGCGGACGUGGACGUAAAAAACAUUUUGGUUUUAGACUGUAAUACUUCCAAUAUUGAUAAACUUGCAUUUACGGGGCUAGGAGACAAGCUGGAAACGCUCGACCUGUCCAACAACUUAUUACAACAUGUUCCAAGCGGGGCAUUAGGGACUUUAGGCUUACUGACAUCUCUCAGUCUGAACUACAAUAGGAUUGAGAAUAUCCACGCUUCUGCCUUCCGUGGGCUUAUUUCUCUUCUGAGGCUUUACUUGUACGGCAACAGGAUUAAAUUUAUCGACAACCUUGCCUUCUUGGGAAUUGGGGAGAAUUUGACUCGGCUAAACCUAGGGAGUAAUGGCCUCACCUCCAUUCCCAGCCAAUCUCUACAAAACCUUACAACUCUUCGCCGCCUCCAACUACCCCACAACCAGAUUACCGUCAUCCUGCCAGAAGAACUCAGACCUGUGGGGGCUCACCUCGAUACCCUUGACCUUGCCCAAAAUCUCCUAGAAGAAAUCCCAGAUGGAGCUUUCGAGUUCCUGCCUGCCCUGAGUUCCUUGGAUUUGGAAGGAAAUUGUAUAUCAUACAUUCAUCACGGAGCAUUUAAUGGCCUUGAAGAUACGCUGGAGUGGGUGAAAUUAGGUAGGAAUAACCUCGUCUCCAUACCGAUGACCUCACUCCAAAAUCUCUCUCUUCUUCGACAGUUAGACCUGCGUGGAAAUAAUAUUUCUCGUGUAACAGAACACGCUUUUUGGCCUUAUGGAAUAAGACUGAAGUACAUAUAUCUCCAGGAUAAUCAAAUUUCAGAAAUUGAAAAUAAUGCUUUUUUUCCGAUCAACAACACGCUACGGUGGCUCUACCUGCAGGGGAAUAGACUGACUACUCUUCAUAAGACGACAUUUCAACAUAUACUCGAAAAUUUAGUGAUUUUAGAUGUUCACAAUAACCCAUUUCUCUGUGACUGCAACGUAGCCUGGUUUCGAGAGUGGAUGCGAAAUAACGGCAGCAUUGUAGUGAGCAUGCCCAGAGAGACUUGUUGCCAGAAUCCUCGUGACCUGAAAGGGAUUCCUAUGGCCGAAGCUCCCAACGACAGGUUUCACAUGUGCUCCACCGCUUCCUCCUCCUCCUGCCACGUGCUCCUUUCAAUAUGGGUAUUAAUCUCCAACCAGUGCAUCAUCACGAACUUCCUUGCGUGGGUGAUAGGAUAUACCUGACAGACAAACACGAAUUUUAAAUUGUGAAACAGGACAACAGGUUUCAAGGAUUCUGACGAGGGUUGUUUUGAAACUCAAACUCUGGUAGAGACUGUAAAGCAAACGAAAGUUUGGUGUGACACUAUACUUAAUGUCUCUGUGUGUGAGGGUUUUAAACUUAUUUUCUAACAUCUUAUGUCUUUAAUUUGUAUAUCAAUAAAAAAAUUGUAUUAAAAACUGUACAUAGAACAUGAACAUUAAA